This is a messenger RNA of Eublepharis macularius, 4302 nucleotides long. RefSeq names its product coiled-coil domain containing 142 (gene CCDC142). The transcript is spliced from 11 exons. The record is from RefSeq and is a predicted model, not a curated record. Bases 136 to 3183 code for a protein of 1015 amino acids. NCBI's taxonomy places the organism in Eukaryota, Metazoa, Chordata, Lepidosauria, Squamata, Eublepharidae.
UGCUGCUGGCCCGAAAGGAGAGCUUCGCCUCGGCACCCCUUUGGCCCGCGGGCGGCUCGGCUUCCUUCCUGCCACUUCCCACAGGGACGGUUCCCCCCAGUGCUUUGUUGUCAGCGUCCCCUUGUUGCUGACCGGAUGUCUUUGGCCCUUCCCUUGCAAAAAUGCCGCUGCUUGGAGCAGCCUUCCUCCUGGCCCCACCGCUGGGAGAAAUCCUUCCUGGGCUUUGUGUGUGGGAUUCUCUGCCAAGUCGCUUCUGGUUGGAGUGCAGAGAGAGCCAAGGGGACUGAGGACCAUGCUGUGGGCUUGAACGCCAUCUUCCUCCUCUUCAUGUCACGCAAGCCACAGGCCUUAGGCACCAUCCUGCCUCCCCUCAGCACCCUGGUGGGACCUAGGAAGGUAGCUCCAGCUGCUGAAGAGGAAAAAGGGGACAAAACUGAUGCAGGCACGAGCUCCCUUACAGCAUUGGCCAAGUCUGUGCAGACAGCGGAAGCCUUGUUACGCCAGCGUAUGAAACCCAGCUUGAUACGCCUGCUGCCACUGCAUCCCAGCAAAAACCCUGAGGACGGUGAUGGGGAGGGGGAGGAGGCCUUGCCUGGAGGCCUGGCCUGCCUGGCCCAGGUGGAACGCAGCUUCCUGGGGCUCAGCCACUGCCUGUGGGUGCGAGAGGAUCCACGCACAGAGACUUUCCAGGCCCAUGUGCGCCCAGAUGCAGCCCAGGGUACCUCCUUCUCGUACCAUGCAACACGGACCAGUGUGGCCCAUCACGCUGCCACCCUGCAUGCCCUGUUGCAGCACCGCCACCACUUGCGCCUCUCCCGCCACUACACCCAGCGGCUCAAGGCUGCUUCGGACUUUGUGCGCCACCUGAGGAUUGCAGAGCGUUCCCUGCUGUUGUCCAGUGGCAGGCAGGAUGCCGGCUGGGGGCCCCUGCUGCGGGGGCUGUGUGAGGGGCUGCGCACCCACGCUGCUCACUGGAACGAGCUUCAGCAGCACAUCCGCAGUGACCCUUGGCUACGGCCGCUGCUGCUCCAGAGGCAUGCGGUGGUUCUGCACAUGAAGGAAGCCUUCUCGUCCCUAGCCCUGCGUGCCCUCUGUCUCUUGGAGCGUUGUCUGGAGGCUCUGCUGCGUCACUUGGCCCGUGCUGCCUGCCUGCACCCAGCUCCACUCUCUGAUUUCUUCCAGGGGCUGGAAAUUUACAACCAGGUGGUGAGGGAACAGAUGCAGCAGCCCUUCUCAGUGGUGCUGUGGGCAGACCUGGGGCCCAACUCUGAUCAGCGAGGAGAGCCGGGUGGACCCUCUGCCUUUCCCCUUGAGAGGGUGCUGGGCAUUUUGGCAGCAGAGAGAGGCCAGCGGGCGGCCCAGAAACUGCGUCUGUUUCUCCUGGGGCUGCAGGCAAGCUGUGUGGACACAGCCCCCUGGAAGGGCAACGAUGAGCUCUGGCUCCUGGGUGUGGCUCCACCCGCAUCACAGGCUGUCGAGGAUCCCCCCAGCCUCUCUGCCGAGCUGCAGGCCCUGUGCCGAGAAGAGGAGGAGCAUCUUGUCCUGGUCCUGAGGAGACUUGUGGCUUCCACUGCCAGUCUUUGGCAUCACCUCCUCCGCCGGCCCAAGAAAGACAAGCCCCUUGAAUGCCCAGAGUCCUCUGGGGGCUCACGCUCUGCUUCCCUGCCUACCUGUAAGGCUGUGCACUGGCUGGACGCCUCCUACACUGAGACUGCUGGGGUGCUUUAUGCGCAGUACCUCCCACUCCUCUGGAGGGCCACAGCUGCUUCCCUGGUUCACCAGCUGGAGCUCCAUUCGCCCCUGGCGCAGUUCCACGCAGGGAUAGUCACCACUCUGGGCCAGCAACUUGGCCAUGCACUGUUACAUGCCUGCAUCCCCAAAGAAGGCACGGAAGAGCUGCGGGGCUUGUUGCUCCACCUGCUGAUGCGCGCGGCCCUCCAGCACUGGGACCAAGGUUUCUGCCGUGUGCUGGGCUCCAGCCUCACUGAUAAAUGUACAGCCAUGCCGUCCCAAGCCACAGAUGCAGCAUGCAGCCGCACGGCUCAGCUCCUCCAGAGCCUCUUCCUACCUUUGGCCUUCUCCCUGAGGGGCCUGGCUGCCUGGUCCCCUGGGAGCACAGCCGACAGCCUCCAUGCCUCUGUGGGCUGCCACUCGGUGCUUCUGUCCCUCUCCGUGGCCGCCAGCCAUGCCUCCUGCUACUGGAUCAUGAGCAAAGCCUCACAGUACUUGGCUUCCGGCUCCCUCAGCCAGUUCCUGCUCGUCACCCAGGGAGACUUGCAGCUGCUGAAGGCAGAGACAAGCCGGAUGGCAGCUCUGGCAAGUGCGGCCUCUUCUGGCAACAGGACGAAGCAGAGCCCCCUCUCUCAGCAGGAGCAGGAUUUGAGCCAGCAGAUCCGCUCCACUGUGGCCAGCAUCCAGCAUUUUGCAGAGGAUGUGCCAAGGCUGUUUUCCUCAGAAUGUAAGCGCAUGUCAGCGGAGAUCUUUAGCCAAACCAUGCCACGUGGCAAACACUGGCGCCUUGCCCUCCAAACAGAUGUGCCUUCCUCCCCCAGUGAGUAUGCCUCUGCUGCUGCCCAGGCUGUCCUGGGCCAAGUCCUGCCAGGCAUCCAGCGGCUGCCCCACGAGGCCCAGGAGCCAGCGCUCUGUCAGGUCACAACUGCCUUCUUGGAAGCCUGGAUGGACCACAUCCUGGCUCAGAAAAUCAAGUUCAGCCUCCAGGGGGCCCUUCAGCUGAAGCGGGACUUUGACCUGCUGAGGGAGCUGCUGCUGUCGGAAGAGUCCAGGCUCUCCCCCAGAAGCAGGCAGCGGGUGCUGUCCCUCAGAGUCUUCCAGCAGGCAGACAAUGCCAUCGCCUGCCUCCUGCAGCAGCCCAGCAGGGCCUCCUUGCCUUGGCAGACCUGGGACGCCCUCCACCAGUGCUGCUCUUACAAUGGAGUUCACACACAGGGCGGCGGCCCAGGUAGCAUCAACAGCCUGGAGAGCUUGGAAGGGCAAGCGGCCCAAGCGGCAGGUGCUGGGGAGAGCCAGGCCGGAGACCUGCUGAGCCGCACACAAGGAGCUGGUGCUGGCCCAGAGACCUACCUCAGCCCCCCACAGCAGGAGUGGCUGGCUCUGCGGCUGCACGGGGCCCGCCGCUGGGGAGUGCCUGGUCUCCCCUGCCUGUGCAGAGCCCCCGAACCCUGAAGGGCGCUGCUCAGACCCCGUGCCAGAGCAAGCAGCUGGCCUGCAGUAGGGCCCGGGGUUCUUCCCCCCCCUCCUCCACCUCCUCCUGCCCAGCAUGCCUUUACCUGCCUCAGUUGCCCUUGGGGCGGCCCCGGCGUGGGCUGGUGCCUCUCCCAGGCCUAGUUCGUGGGCUGGAGCUGCUAGAAGCUGUGCUUGGAAGCCGCUUGGGUUGCAGGGCCCUCCUCCACCCUUCCCCACACUGCUGGCCACUUUCAGCAGCUGCCCUUGCUCCCUCGGAGGGGGCUCCUCUGGCACAGCUUCAGUGUGGCUUCCCAGGGCCUUCAGGUGCAUGCCGUCCUGCUGGACCAGCUCCACUGCUGCAGAGGUGAAGGAGAGAGGCUGCCCCCGGGAGCAUCGGGGGUCUGGUUGCACAGUUGUGGUUGAGAAACGAACACGUGCCUCGGUGCUCGGUGCACAGUGGAGCACUCAAGGCCCUCCCUCCCACCAGAUGUGCCCUGGACCGUGUGUGUGUGUGUGUGUGUUUGAUGUGGGCCCCCUGAUCAUUCCUCCUGUUUUGCAAUUAAAAAACCUUUUUCUGCAGCCACCGAAGUCCCAUUUGAUUUGAGAAUGGAUAUGGAAAAACACACACACCGACUCCUCUGUCGGAUGGCUGGAAGCUUGCCUUCUGGAAACAGGCUCAGCCCCUGGUCCUGGCUGACAGCAGAGCGGAGGUUGGAACCGGUGGGCGGGGGCUGCUGACCGUGUUCUCUGCCCUUUGCCUACAGGAACCAAGGUGAACCUCCCCCUCCCCGCCUUGUCUGGCAGGUCCCGCUGCUGCUGCUCCCUCUCCACAUGCAUAUGAAUGACCGUGUCCUGCCAGCGAGGGCAGAGGCUGGGGGCGGGAGGUGGUGGAUGGCUUGGGUCAGUAGCCCACCCACUGGUUCCGUCCCAAGGGGUUUUUGGCCUAGCUUGGUGACGAGGACAGAAGGGGCCAUGCGGCGCUGCUAAGGGAAGCCCUCGGCAUUCCUGGCACCACCCAAGAAAGAAACCGAGGCUCAGGGUCCGUGAACUCGCUGAGAUGCCACACUAGAUAUUGACGUGGUAUCUUACAUGGAUGUGAAAAACGUGCACAAAAAUAAA